CCGGAGCCCAACUUUGAAAACAGUUGUCGGUGGCGUAUAAAGUAUAAACAGCAAUGCGAAGCCCCAAGAGUUGGUGAGCGUGGAACGGUGGAAGGAAACGUAGGGUAGGUCACCGGAACGAAGGAGUAUGUCAGGCGUGGCGAAUCCGUCUUCUCAGGACGAAGAUAAGAAGCCCAACGACCAAUCGGGUCACAUCAAUCUCAAGGUCAAGGGUCAGGAUGGGAAUGAAGUUUUCUUCAGGAUCAAAAGAAGCACACAGCUGAAGAAGCUCAUGAAUGCUUAUUGUGACCGACAAUCUGUAGACCUCAACUCGAUUGCAUUCUUGUUUGAUGGUCGUCGUCUCCGGGGAGAACAAACCCCUGAUGAGCUAGAAAUGGAGGAUGGCGACGAGAUAGAUGCAAUGUUGCACCAAACUGGCGGUGCUUGUGUUUAAGUAACGAGCUAGUAGUCCUACGCUUGAAGCAAGGUUUUUAAACUAUGUGAAAGUGUUUGUUGGAUGUUUGGAUCUUGGAGUUUGUCUGCUGGUCUUGUUUUAUAAAUAUGUUUAGAUUUCUCUUCUACAAUCUGCAGCUAACAUCUUAUUAGAUUUUUGAGUUUUGGAUGGGAAGCUCAAUUUCACAGCCGCUCUUUUAGAAGAAAAAAAUAAUUUAAAUACAAUAUUAUUAUUAUUGUUAUUA
This is a messenger RNA of Vitis vinifera (wine grape), 677 nucleotides long. RefSeq names its product small ubiquitin-related modifier 1. The transcript is spliced from 3 exons. Gene Ontology annotation, biological process: protein sumoylation. The record is from RefSeq and is a predicted model, not a curated record. NCBI's taxonomy places the organism in Eukaryota, Viridiplantae, Streptophyta, Magnoliopsida, Vitales, Vitaceae. Gene Ontology annotation, cellular component: nucleus. Bases 128 to 433 code for a protein of 101 amino acids. Gene Ontology annotation, molecular function: protein tag activity; ubiquitin-like protein ligase binding.